Molecule: messenger RNA, 915 nt
Organism: Brenthis ino (lesser marbled fritillary)
Lineage: Eukaryota; Metazoa; Arthropoda; Insecta; Lepidoptera; Nymphalidae
Source: the annotation of a GenBank genome assembly
AUGAAUGCGCAAAAUACGCAAAAUAUGAAGUUUACGAAGACUGAAACGGAAUAUAACAUGAAAUCUAUAAGAUUUCUGUUACUGUCAAUCACUACAAUGUUUAUUGUGAUCGCUGGGCUUAUGAUUGUCUUGGGCUUCUCCGUCUACAGCAACUAUCACUCGUUCGCAUUUUUCGAUGAAGACGCUAAAGUCGGCAAAUUCUUCACUCCCUCCGUGUUGACUAUUUUACUGGGAAUGUUCAUGCUUAUUGUGACCCUAUUUGGAUUCUUCGGUAGCUUGAAGAAAAGUACAUGCAUGGUUAAUUUGUAUGCAUUAAUUUUAUCAUUAAUGCUAAUAGUGAAGCUGGUCGCAGUAAUAGUAGCCUUCACAUUAGACGGCGAGACUUUAAAGAAUUAUAUUUAUAUACCAAUAUCGGAAUAUGCCUCGGAUCCAGAAAUUGAAAUGGAGAUCGACCGUCUCCAAGUUAGCCUAAAUUGCUGCGGAAGCAAUUCCUAUCUCGACUACGCUGGUAUGGACUUCUCAGCUAAUCACUCUACGGUAGUAGUUACGACUACUGUUGAUGUAGGCCGGAUAGAGUUGGUGGUGCCCGCAACUUGUUGUGUUGUGAGAGGGGACGAAUUUUGUACCACAAUGAGGGCAAACAGCUGUAAGAAUGCGUUGAUCAAUUUGUUUGUACAAAACGCAAGUGUAAUCGGAGUUUUAGGCGUCUCCGUAAUGUUUAUACAGUUACUUGGAAUAAUCUUCGCGUUGCUGCUAGCUAGAGUUAUCCGUAAAUAUAAGAGUGAAAAAGGCCUUAUAGCAUGGAACAUCAAGGAGCAGAUGAUCAUCACGCGUCAACAUGAAGAAAAAGGUGGAAAAGAAUGCAAAGAUCAAGAUGACGGCAUCUACAUUCCACAUCACGAGUGUACUACAGCU